AGGUUCUGUAAGGCCGCUUACCGGGCCGAAAAUGGCUCACAGCUGUUUCAAGCAGCUUAUAAAUUCAGCAAAAGGAUGAUGAUCGUACCCUCUCACCCAGCUGUCGUCAAAGGCAGUGGGAUCCCGGUUCGCCCUCGGAAGAGCUCAGUAAACUUUGAACGAACGGAUUUAGUUUUUGAGGAUUAUGCGGCAGAUUAUGCCGCUAACAAUCAACAGAAUGCGGUGGUUGAUGACAAGGGAGAGACACCAGCGCCACCCAAAUGCUCCUUUUCUUUCUGCAAACGCUUAUGCCCACCUUUCAAGGAAUUAGUCCAGGGCACAAAGGUGCUGGCGGAGCGUAUGCCCAGUGAUUACAUUGACGCAUUUACAAAAGACAAUGUUGGCACCAUGCUAAGCAGCAUUCUCUUCAUCUACUUCGUCGUAUUCGGCCCGGCAAUCACAUUUGGAAACCUAAUGUGUAAGUAG
This is a messenger RNA of Dibothriocephalus latus, 465 nucleotides long. Lineage: Eukaryota; Metazoa; Platyhelminthes; Cestoda; Diphyllobothriidea; Diphyllobothriidae. The record is from the annotation of a GenBank genome assembly.